Molecule: messenger RNA, 1825 nt
Organism: Danaus plexippus (monarch butterfly)
Lineage: Eukaryota; Metazoa; Arthropoda; Insecta; Lepidoptera; Nymphalidae
Product: transcription factor E2F4-like
Exons: 7
Coding region: 105-863 (252 amino acids)
Biological process (GO): regulation of transcription by RNA polymerase II
Cellular component (GO): RNA polymerase II transcription regulator complex
Molecular function (GO): RNA polymerase II cis-regulatory region sequence-specific DNA binding; DNA-binding transcription factor activity, RNA polymerase II-specific; protein dimerization activity
Source: RefSeq, a predicted model, not a curated record
UGAUAAUGUAAACAUGUUUCUACCUGUGAACUUUUGGAUAUCCCGCCGCAACGCAAAAAUAUAAAAGUAUUAAUUUAUCAAUUUAUUAGAAUACUUAUUUUAAAAUGGCAGAGCUGUACUCUUAUAAAAGGUAUGAAAAAUCACUUGGAUUGCUUACAACGAGGUUCGUGUCUUUACUUAAAAAAGCAAAGGAUGGAGUUUUAGAUUUAAAAAUCGCAACUGAUUUAUUGGCAGUAAGACAAAAACGGCGCAUUUAUGAUAUAACUAACGUUCUAGAGGGAAUUGGUUUGAUAGAAAAGCGAAGUAAGAAUAGUAUACAAUGGAAGGGUGCCAGUCCAGAUGGAAAUACAUCAGAAAUUGGUAAAAAAGUGACACUUCUAAGGAAACAAAUAGGUCUUUUGGAGGAACAUGAAGAGUUAUUAGACAAGCAAAUGCACUGGAUUGAGCAAAGUAUAAAGAAUGUCAUAGAUGAUGCUGAUAAUGAUGCUUUGUCUUAUGUGACUCAAAAUGAUGUAAAAAACUGUUUCCAUGAUAGUCAAGUGCUUGUAUUGGAAGCACCACUUGGGGCCAAUUUAUCAGUUGGGCAAUUAGAUGAGGGUGCAGGCGAAGAUCAGUAUUUUCUACAUUUAAAAUCAAAUGAACCUGUUGGUGUUAUACUUUUGUGUGAUGUUGAAAAGGAUAAGAUUGUAGAUGACGAUACUAUGGAUGAGGAAGUAGAAUGGUAUGGGGAUAGUGGGACUACAAAUUCACAAGAAUACCUUUUAAGGCUAAGCCCGCCAGUAACAAAACAGGAUUUCUCAUUUUCUCUAUAUGGUACUGAAGGACUAUGUGACUUAUUUGAUAUUCCAUAUCCUAAUCAAUAGGACAAUUAAUAUUAAAUCAUAUGACAUUUAUUAUAGUUCAUUGUUAAACUUUUUUUUAUAUUAAUAUUUGUGAUCAAGUUUAAAAUUUAUAAUGAAAAUGUAAAUAGUAUAUAGUGUAUACAAUUUAUGAAUAAGAAAAAAAAACUUUUAUAUUAAAAAGAAAGUAAUUUUAUUGUUGUUUAACCUUGGGUUUUGAUAUAAAUCUGUCCAAAACUCCAAAUGAUUGGUUUGGGCUUUGAAAUUUUAUCUUCUUCUGGUUGUUUAAGAAUCUUCUUUGCUUCUAUUGAUUGGUUGAUAAAUUUCUGAAAGUAAAAAUAAUCCUUUGAAUGUAUAGUCUUACAGACAAGCCAUAAUAAAAAGUUCAAAACCUUGUUUAAUCAAUUAACUGUUACCAGUAUUUAAAAACUAUGUAUGUGAAUCAUUUAAGUCUGGCAUAAAAAAGUACCUUUCGAGCUGCAUCUUUUAUAAUUUUCUUUCUUGCAAUGUUAGUCUUUCCUUUCUUCUUGUGUUUUGGUGUAAAGUCCACAUUUUUAGGUUUCAGGUACUAAAAGGAAGAUAAAAUUUGUCCACAUUAUAAAUAAAAACUAAACCAUAGUCAUUUGCACACAGACAAAUUUGUCUAUAAAAUACUUCAUAAAUUAAGAAAUACAAACCAAAAGGUUAUUGCGAGCCUCCACUUUGUCCUGCAUUGAUGGCAAAUCUACCUCCAUAACCUCAAAUGGAUUAAGAGUGAUAAUUUCUGCAGGUAUCUUUUCAAGUAAUGCCUUGACUUCUGCCUCCUUCCUUUGUUUCUUAUUUUGGAAUGGAUUACUUUCCAGAGCAUCAAAGUUAGGUUCACCACUGCCUGUGGAAUGAUUUAAAAUUUUUAACAAUAGUAUUACUAUGAAGAACAAAAAUAUAUCAAAUUAAUAUAAUUUGUUGUAAAUAUAUACAUAUGUGCAAUAAAAUUUUAAUAAUUAGUA